Messenger RNA from Exserohilum turcica Et28A, 1305 nucleotides. RefSeq lists its product as uncharacterized. Gene Ontology annotation, cellular component: mitochondrion; cytoplasm. Lineage: Eukaryota; Fungi; Ascomycota; Dothideomycetes; Pleosporales; Pleosporaceae. The transcript has 2 exons. Bases 1 to 1305 code for a protein of 434 amino acids. Gene Ontology annotation, molecular function: lipoyltransferase activity. Gene Ontology annotation, biological process: protein lipoylation. The record is from RefSeq and is a predicted model, not a curated record.
AUGCCUUGCCGAGGCUUCUUCUCAAUCGCGACCGCCAAGGUAUCAGCAACUUCUGCCAGCCAUACGCUUCUUCAUCUUCAACCUCACCGCACCCUUCAUGGCUUCCAACAAUGCUCUAUCACGCGCCGUGCCUUCUCCUCGACCUUCACCGAAACACUCGCCGACCCAGCCAACAAGCUGCAAAGCUACGUCUCGACCAGCAAUGACCCGUACCUCAACCUCUCCAUCGAGGACCACAUCCUGCGCAGGAGCCCUGCUGACAGCACGAUUCUCUUUCUGUAUGUGAACCGGCCUUGCGUUGUCAUUGGACGUAACCAGAACCCAUGGUCUGAGGUGAACCUGGGUAUUCUCAAUGCUGCUCGUGGAGCACACGACCUCAAGGAUAGCGAGCCCCCAGGCAUUGGUACCGUCCAGCUUGUCCGCCGCCGCUCAGGAGGAGGCACUGUUUUCCACGAUGAAGGCAACCUCAAUUGGAGCAUAACAUGCCCGCGCGCUGACUUUACACGCGACAAGCAUGCCGAAAUGGUUGUUCGCGCAUUGCGCAAGCUGGGCGUCGAACGCGCCAGAGUCAACGAACGACAUGAUAUUGUUCUCGAUCAAGGCAAUGAGAGACGAGCGUCUGACCCCAAUGAUACCCAUCGUACACCAUAUACUAUACAGGAUGGAAUACUCCCUCGCCCUCUCAAGGUCUCCGGUUCAGCGUACAAGCUCACACGCCAGCGUGCUCUUCAUCAUGCAACAACUCUGCUGAGCUCUCCGAAUCUGCACAUCAUACCGCAUUACCUGCGGUCUCCAGCCAAGAACUUUAUCCGAGCCCAGGGCGUGGAAAGCGUCAGUUCUCCUGUGUCAAACAUCGGUUUGGACGUCAAGGCAUUCCAGUCCCGCCUACAAGAAGAGUUUGCCCUUAUGUAUGCCGAACUGGGAACGCCGAGCAUAGUACAAACCGUUGGUGACGAUUUUUUGGAGAUCCCAGAUAUCCGUAAGGGUUACGAUGAACUGCAGACUGAAGAAUGGAUGUGGGCACAGACCCCAGCUUUUAGCUUGACCUUUGGUCUUGUAGACAAUGUUGGUAUCGAAAUCAAGGUGCAUCAUGGUGCGAUCAAGAGUCUGAACUUUGAACACUCCGAGCUGUCAGACGAGACUCAAUCAGCGCUUCGCUCCGCUCUGGUGGGUCUACAGUUACAAGAAAUUCGGAACUGGACUGCUUUCCUGCAGAAUCGUAUCCAUGCAUGGGACGAGCAAAUGGCCGCCAUAGGCAAUCGACUUGACGAUCUCUUGCCAGUUCCCGAGGCCUAUAAAAUUUGA